This is a messenger RNA of Eptesicus fuscus (big brown bat), 4712 nucleotides long. It is a transcript of the gene TSC1, whose product is annotated as TSC complex subunit 1. Gene Ontology annotation, biological process: negative regulation of cell population proliferation; negative regulation of TOR signaling; regulation of cell cycle. Gene Ontology annotation, cellular component: TSC1-TSC2 complex. The transcript is spliced from 23 exons. NCBI's taxonomy places the organism in Eukaryota, Metazoa, Chordata, Mammalia, Chiroptera, Vespertilionidae. The coding region runs from base 170 to 3661 and encodes 1163 amino acids. The record is from RefSeq and is a predicted model, not a curated record.
AACAGCUGAGGGGGAGGAGACGGUGGUGACCAUGAGCGGCGCCAGGCUGACAGCACUGGAAACCGAAUUACCAGCUGUCCUCAGAACAGUCUGGUAGUGGCACCAAUGAAGAGCCUUCAGCGUCUGUAACGAACGUCCUGGACCCGGCACAGCACGUCUGUGUGGGAAAAUGGCCCAACAAGCCAACCUCGGGGAGCUGCUCUCCAUGCUGGACUCCCCGGUGCUGAGCGUGCGUGAUGACGUCACGGCCGUCUUUAAAGAGAACCUCAAUGCUGACCGUGGUCCGAUGCUUGUGAACACCUUGGUGGAUUAUUACCUGGAAACCAGUUCUCAGCAAGUAUUGCACAUCCUGACUACCUUGCAAGAGCCACACGAUAAGCAUCUCUUGGACAAAAUGAAUGAAUAUGUGGGCAAAGCCGCCUCUCGGUUAUCCACGCUCUCGUUACUGGGACACGCCAUCCGGCUGCAGCCGCCCUGGAAGCAUAAGCUCUCUCAAGCACCUCUCUUGCCUUCUCUGCUAAAAUGUCUCAAGGUGGACACUGAUGUCAUCGUCCUCACGACCGGCGUCCUAGUGCUGAUCACCAUGCUGCCCAUGAUCCCGCAGGCAGGCAAGCAGCACCUCCACGACUUCUUUGACAUUUUUGGCCGGCUUUCGUCGUGGUGCCUGAAGAAACCAGGCCACGUGGCGGAAAUCUACCUGGUCCAUCUCCACGCCAGUGUCUACGCCCUCUUCCAUCGCCUCUACGGGAUGUACCCUUGCAACUUCGUCUCCUUCCUGCGCUCCCACUACAGCAUGAAGGAGAACCUGGAGACCUUCGAGGAAGUGGUCAAGCCAAUGAUGGAGCAUGUGCGGAUCCACCCGGAACUGGUGACCGGAUCCAAGGACCAUGAACUGGACCCUCGGAGGUGGAAGAAGUUAGAAACCCAUGAUGUUGUAAUCGAGUGUGCCAAAAUCUCUCUGGACCCUACAGAAGCCUCGUAUGAAGAUGGCUAUUCUGUGUCUCACCAAAACUCAGCCCGCCUGCCCCCUCGUUCAGCCGACGUCACCGCAAGCCCUUACGUGGACGCACAGAACAGCUUUGGUAGGAGGGACUCCGGGAGCGUGACUUCCACCCCUCACUCCGCGUCCCGGCCGAUAUCCAGCACGCCAGGGCAGCUACCUCCGCCUCUGAGUUCCCCUGCGCCACGGCUGUCAGCCGAGGCCCCGCAAGCUACUACUCUCUGGAGCCCAUCUCUGGUGUGCGGCAUGGCCACGCCUCCCACUUCUCCUGGAAACGUGCCGCCUGACUGCUCCCAGCCCUACAGUAAAGCCUUUGGUGCCCCUGGUGGAAAAGGAACUCCCUCGGGAACCCCGGCGACCUCUCCUCCGCCCGCCCCGCUCUGCCCUUCGGAUGACUGCGUGCACGGCCCGCUCCCCCCGCCCACAGCCACACCCCCCCGGAAGGAGGAGAAAACAGAUCCGGCCCGGCCCUGUCUGCACAGACAGCACCACCUUCCCAACGACCGCGGGCUAGAAGAACUUCCUGGCAGCAAAGAACUUCCUCUCAGUGACCUUCCGGGGUUCUUAGGCGGCCUGGCCUCCGAAGAAGACAGCAUUGAAAAGGACAAAGAAGAAGCGGCAAUUUAUAAAGAACUUUCUGAGAUCACAACGGCCGACACUGAGCCUCUGGUUCCUCGAGGAGGCUUCGACUCUCCCUUCUACCAGGACAGUCUCCUGGGCUGUCCGAGGAAGACCCCGUCAGCCACCGCCAGCGCUCAGGGCGCCAGUGUGCACCCCGAGCCUCUCAACUCGUCCCUGGACAAGCUGGGGCCCGACACACCAAAGCAAGCCUUCACCCCCAUCGAGCUGCCCUGCGGGGGCCUCGACGAGAGUCCUGCCGGGAGCAGGGAGCGCCAGACCCCUCUGGAGACCAGGAUCCUCACGCCCAGCCCUUUCAGAGUUCCGUCUCAGAGGGGCGCGGGCUUCGGCAGUGGGCAGCCUCCGCCCUACGAUCAUCUCUUUGAGGUGGCACUGCCCAAGGCUGCCCACCAUUUUGUCAGCACGAAGACCCAGGAGCUCGUCAAGAAGGUGCCAGGAAGCGCGGAGGGAGCCUGGGUGCCCUCUGCCUCCCCCCUGGAGGUGCUGGACAGGCUGAUCCAGCAGGGCGCUGACGCGCACGGCAAGGAGCUGAGCAGGUUGUCUCUACCCAGCAAGUCUGUCGACUGGACCCACUUUGGAGGCUCUCCUCCCUCAGAUGAGAUCCGCACCCUCCGUAACCAGCUGCUUUUACUGCACAACCAGUUGCUCUAUGAGCGCUUUAAGCGGCAGCAGCACGCUGUCCGGAACAGGCGGCUCCUCCGCAGGGUGAUCCGGGCGGCGGCUCUGGAGGAGCACAACGCGGCGAUGAAAGACCAGUUGAAGUUACAGGAGAAGGACAUCCAGAUGUGGAAGGUCAGUCUGCAGAAAGAGCAAGCCAGGUGCAGCCAGCUCCAGGAGCAGCGGGACACGAUGGUCGCCCAGCUGCACAGCCAGAUCCGGCAGCUGCAGCACGACCGGGAGGAGUUCUACAACCAGAGCCAGGAGCUGCAGACCAAGCUGGAGGACUGCAGGAACAUGGUGGCGGAGCUGCGCCUGGAGCUGAAGAAGGCCAACAGCAAGGUGUGCCACACGGAGCUGCUGCUCAGCCAGGUGUCUCAGAAGCUCUCCAACAGCGAGUCGGUGCAGCAGCAGAUGGAGUUCCUCAACAGGCAGCUGCUCGUGCUCGGCGAGGUCAACGAGCUGUACUUGGAGCAGCUGCAGAACAAGCACUCGGACACCACCAAGGAAGUGGAGGUGAUGAAGGCUGCGUACCGGAAAGAGCUGGAGAAGCACCGGAGCCACGCGCUCCAGCAGAGCCAGAGGCUCGACACCUCCCAGCGGCGCGUGCUGGAGCUGGAAGCUCAGCUGGCCAAGAAGGACCACCUCCUCGUGGAGCAGAAGAAGUACCUGGAGGACGUCAAGCUCCAGGCCAGAGGCCAGCUGCAGGCCGCCGAGAGCCGGUAUGAGGCUCAGAAACGAAUCACCCAGGUGUUUGAGCUGGAGGUCUUAGACUUGUACGGCAGGUUGGAGAAAGAUGGCCUCCUGAGAAAACUUGAAGUUGAAAGAACAGAAGCAGCGGAAGCAGCAGAAGAAAGGCUGGACUGCUGCAACGACAGCGGCUCGGGUCCCGUGAGAGGGCACAGCGACGCGGUGUCGGGCCACAACGGGGAGACCAGGCCCCCCCGACCUGGCAGCACCCGGGGCGGCGGGGGCGGCAGCAGCAGCAGCAGCAGCAGCAGCCAGCUCUCCACGCCGGAGAAGCCCCCGGCCCAGCGGGCAGGCCCGUUCAGCAGCCGCUGGGAAACGGCCGUGGGCGAGCCCUCCGCCAGCAUCCCCGCGACGGUGGGCUCCCUUCCGAGUUCCAAAAGCUUCCUGGGCAUGAAGGCGCGAGAGCUGUUUCGGAACAAGAGCGAGAGCCAGUGCGACGAGGACGGUGUGACCAGCAGCAGCCUUUCUGAGACGCUCAAGCCGGGUGUGGACGCGGGGGUGGAGGCCAAGGCCCCCCUGAGCCCCGACGGCCCGCGCCCAGCGCUGCCCAGCCCGGACAGUGUGGGGCAGCUCCGCAUCAUGGACUACAACGAGGCUCACCAGGAGCACAGCUGAGCUGGCGCCAAUCAGUGUUAACUCCUUAGGCUGGGCAGGAGGGCGGGCGUGUCCGAGGUCGCUGCUCGCAGGGCCUGAGAGGCCGGCUCAGGGCGGAAGUGGGGUGGAGGCCUUUUGACAGCUGCCUGAGUGCGGAACGGUUUUUGGAUCUGGCGUGGAAAUGCCUCUUCCCUCCCGCCCCGCCCCCCCCCUCCCGCCCCCAUUGACCUCGCAGCGUGUACUAACCGAGGGCCAGUUUGCAUUCCUCACCGCUUGGUUUUCUUCCUCCCCCCAAGGUUGUGCCCUUUGAACCAGUGCAAUAUGAGGCCAAAUUCCUCUAACACCACUCCUCCCUGCAGCCCGGAGAGCGGGCUGCGCCGUUAGCCAGGUGGCAGGUGGCGCCAGGUCAUCUGCUCGCCCUCGCCAGGAGGCAGCGUGUAAGCUGGCGUCUUUUUUGCUGGUUUUGGUGUGAAGUUCAGCAUCUAAGUCGGUGGGUUAAAAGAACAACGGUUCAGUCCCCUCCCGUCCUGGCGGUUCCGAUAAGCUCCCCAGAGGGUCUGUGAACAAAGGUCUGUUGGAAAGUCGGAGCUGGCGCUGCGGGGACCGGGUCUCCCCUUCGGGACGCUCUGUCCCCUUCCCCACUACCUCUUAUUUAUUUGGUGUUUGCUCGAAAGCUGGUACUGGUCUGACCACAGGCUGGUGUGGGGCAACCUGCUGUCUGCGGCGGAAGGUGGUGGGGAGGAGCCGCCUCCAGGCAGGGCUGUGCUGGCCGAGCCUGGGUGGCUGUCCGUCCGUGUGUCCUGGGCACCUCUGUCAGCUUCUCUGUGGCGCCGCAGCAGGACGGCUCUGAGGGGCCCCAGAGCUGCCUCUCAGCCCCUGCGACCUUGUUUCUCAGGGUUCAGAGCUCCUCACUAAGUCGGUUCCAGGCCACCAAAGAGGUAACAGCUUUUACACCAGUUCGGGGACCCCCGGCUGCCGCCCAGUGUGCUCGGGCAGUGGCCCCGGCCAGAGCACUGGCUGGCAGAGUGGAACUCGGCAGAUGCUCCUGAAAUAAACGCCGGAAGCCUGAGAA